Messenger RNA from Rubroshorea leprosula, 1791 nucleotides. Lineage: Eukaryota; Viridiplantae; Streptophyta; Magnoliopsida; Malvales; Dipterocarpaceae. The record is from the annotation of a GenBank genome assembly.
UUACCCUUCUUCUCUCGUUUGUUCCAAUUUAUUCUUGUUCUGCAUUUUUCAUCUUGAGAUUCUGUUUUAGCCAAUGGACGUCGCUCGCCGGAUUCUAUUUGUUUUUAUUUUGGCGACAAUUUUGUUACAUUAUUAUUCAUCCAAUGUGGAUGGAAGAAGCCAUUACCACAAGAAGAAGAAGAAUAAAGGCUCCAGCGGUUCUCCGUCCACUCCUCCUUCGUCCCCUGUUAGUCCUCCUUCCAUUCCUUCCGACCCUUAUCCAAACGAUCCUGGGAAUUCCUCUGACUGCAUUUUUAACGUGAUGGAUUUUGGGGCAAUUGGAGAUGGCGACACAGAUGACACUGCCGCCUUCAGGGAUGCUUGGAAAGCUGCCUGUGCCGUUGAAUCAGCCGUACUCCAGGCUCCGGCUGAUAAAGCUUUCGUAAUCACUUCCACCAUCUUCUCUGGACCAUGCAAACCCGGACUUGUAUUUCAAGUAGAUGGGGUUUUAAUGCCGCCUGACGGGCCGGAUUCCUGGCCCGAAGCAGAUAGCCGGAAGCAAUGGCUUGUGUUUUACAGACUGAACAAUAUGACUUUCACCGGGACAGGAACCAUAGAAGGGAACGGACAGAAGUGGUGGGAACUCCCUUGCAAACCUCACAGAGGUCCAAACGGUUCCACAUUGCCUGGUCCAUGUGACAGCCCCACUAUGAUUCGAUUCUUCAUGAGCACAAAUUUGGUCGUGAGCGGCUUAAGAAUCCAAAACAGUCCUCAAUUCCACAUGAAAUUCGAUGGUUGUGAAGGGGUUUUGAUUGACAAGUUACUUAUAUCUUCUGCAAAACUCAGCCCCAACACUGACGGGAUUCACGUAGAAAACACAAAAUCAGUCGGAAUUUACAACUCAAUGAUUAGCAACGGGGAUGAUUGCAUUUCAAUUGGUCCCGGAUGUGUUGAUGUUGAUAUUGAAGGUGUGACUUGCGGCCCUAGUCACGGGAUCAGUAUUGGGAGUCUAGGAGUGCACAAUUCUCAGGCAUGUGUUUCCAACAUCUCCGUUCGCAACGCAGUCAUACGGGAAUCCGACAACGGCGUGAGAAUUAAGACAUGGCAAGGCGGGUCAGGUUCCGUAUCAGGUAUAUCAUUCGAGAACAUCCAGAUGGAGAAUGUCCGAAACUGCAUAAUCAUAGACCAGUACUAUUGCCUCUCCAAGGCCUGUCGAAACGAGACAUCCGCAGUCUACGUUACCGACGUCCAGUACAGGAACAUUAAAGGCACUUACGAUGUCAGAACCCCGCCAAUCCAUUUCGCCUGCAGUGAUACGGUGGCCUGCACCAACAUAACAAUGUCGGAAGUGGAGCUCCUCCCGGAAGAGGGAGAAUUGUUAGAUGAUCCAUUUUGUUGGAAUGCCUAUGGAAUUCAAGAAACACCCACUAUACCUCCCAUUGAUUGUUUACAAGAUGGCAUGCCGGAGAGGAUCGCGGAGGUCGAAUCAUAUGGCUGCUAAGAUAAUACAAUAGACUCUUUUUUCAUAUAUAUGAUAUGUGAAUUACUCACAAUCUAAAACUUAAGGGGACAUUUGAUAUAUGCAUUUUGUUGGUCAUACUUAGGCUUCAUCCCUAUUAGGGCCAUUAUUUUCCCCUAUUGUGUGAUGAGAUGUAGUAUGAAAUUGGAAAUGGUUAUUUUUUGUGCAAAGAUUGUACCAGUUUGGAUUAUCUUACAUAUAUGGAUUGUAUGAGUAAUUUCAGAAGUAGUUAUUAACAAGCUCUUGUUUUUCUUGUCUUCAAAUUUGUGAGAAAAUGAAAUGGCUCAAUGUAA